AUGAGAAAAAUAAUCAUAUACUUAUUGAUGACGAUCACAAUUGGGUGUUACAAAGUUGAAGGAAGAGAACCUAUACUUCACAGGGUAGGAGGAGGAAGAUAUACUUGGACACCAAAAACUAACUUCACACAGUGGGCAAGUUAUGAACACUUCUACAAGGGUGAUUGGCUAUAUUUUGGUUUUGAUAAGAGUCUACACAAUGUUUUGGAGGUGAACAAAACAAAUUAUGAGAAUUGUAUUGAUACAAAUUUCAUACAAAAUAUCACAAAAGGGGGGAGAGAUGUUGUUCAACUUUUAGAAGCAAGAACAUAUUAUUUUCUUUGUGGAAGAGGCUUUUGCUUUGAGGGAAUGAAGAUAGCCAUAAAUGUUGAGGAACCCACCUUCAAACCAUCACCCUCAGCACUAUCCAACAAAGCCCUUCAUUCAAGUAGCAUCAUAAAUACUAAACUCAUUUUGUUUUUGGUCACUGUUUUGUGGUGGCCUUCCUUAUCGGUGUGGGUGUGGCGGUCAUUGGCUGUUUUCGUUGUUGGUGUGUUCGUCUUGCGAAAUGACGACUUCUUCGACGAGGUUGACGGUUCGUCACUCAGUUUCGACAAAGUUCAUAUCUAG
Molecule: messenger RNA, 609 nt
Organism: Vigna radiata var. radiata (mung bean)
Lineage: Eukaryota; Viridiplantae; Streptophyta; Magnoliopsida; Fabales; Fabaceae
Product: lamin-like protein
Exons: 4
Coding region: 1-609 (202 amino acids)
Cellular component (GO): plasma membrane
Molecular function (GO): electron transfer activity
Source: RefSeq, a predicted model, not a curated record